AUGUCGAUGGGUGACGACGGCAUCCAUAAAAUCAUGCCUAUCACCACAGAUUUAGUCUGUCUGCAAACCAGGUCUCAAAUCAUAUUCUUGAACCCAAAGACAACACAACUUGCAUCGAUUGAAUGGCCAUAUGAUGUCCCUCUCAGCAAUUGUGAAACAGCAUUUGGAUUCGUGUACUGGCGUGUAGACAAACUAUCCUCUGAAAUAGCAACACCUCAAGAGUUGCUGGUCGUGUUUGACUACCACACUCAACAAUUCCAAACCAUAAACUGCCCUCCAUCUCCAAUCUUCUUUAACCCCACUGAUCCUUAUCAUAUGAAUCUCCAAGUGAAAAUAUUGGACUUCCAAGGGACUUUGUGUGUAAUAGAUGAGUACCACAUUACUCAGAAUCAUCACUGUCAGAUGUGGGCAUGGGAUCCAGAUACUUCCACAUGGGAUUGCAUGUUCAAGACCAAUGAAUUCCCAAAUGUGAACACACAUGUUCCACACGGAUUACAGUUCCGCCAUGAUUGGCUUUAUCCAGUGUUUCUAAGCCGCAAAUCAUCUCCAGCGGGACAGUUCAUUAUCAAAGGAUACGAUAAUCGACAUUUGCUGUUGUAUAGUGUUCCUACCAGGAAAAUCACACACUCAAGUACAUCGUUGGAUCUAGAAACCAGUUUCAUCAUUACAACAUGUUACUUCUGGGAGACAUUAACACACUUUUGA
Molecule: messenger RNA, 705 nt
Organism: Oldenlandia corymbosa var. corymbosa
Lineage: Eukaryota; Viridiplantae; Streptophyta; Magnoliopsida; Gentianales; Rubiaceae
Source: the annotation of a GenBank genome assembly